Molecule: messenger RNA, 702 nt
Organism: Hippocampus comes (tiger tail seahorse)
Lineage: Eukaryota; Metazoa; Chordata; Actinopteri; Syngnathiformes; Syngnathidae
Gene: tpd52
Product: tumor protein D52
Exons: 4
Coding region: 4-243 (79 amino acids)
Source: RefSeq, a predicted model, not a curated record
CCCAUGAGCUCGGCCCUCAGCCGCAAGCUGGAAGACGUCAGCAAGCGCUCUUUGCAGCACUCGGCUAGUAUGCCUGUCAUGAGGAACACUCCCUCAUUCAAGUCAUUUGAGGAGAAGGUGGGAACAUGGAAGAACAAGAUGAGCCCGUCGGAGAUCGAUGCCAGCGAGCAGAUGAACGUUCCCGACGACGCAGAGGCUCAGCACCAGGACACGCCCACCAACCUAGACACACCCUUGCAUUGACCUUGUGACCCCCCCAUCCCUUGACCUUUGAACCUCCCACAUUGUCACCCCUCUACAAGUCUUUAAAGGUGACAGCAACAUGCCUUCGUUAAAACCGCGAAACCUCUUGACAUCGCUUUUUGCCGCCACACGCUCCCUCGGCUUAACAGCGCACGCACACACAUUUUAGUUCACUUUCGGGGCCAAAUCAGCUUUAUUUAUCUAAGUUUAAAACAUUCACGCAUGCAUGCAUGCACGCACACACAGUAUGUGGAGUGAAGCUAAAGUGAACAUUGGAACACUCUUGGUUAAGGUUGCUUUGUUACUAACCAGACACUGUAAAACUAUAAACUUAUUGUUUAACAGUGACACUGCCUGACUUUCAAAAUAAAAUACUUUUUCCUCAGUGCGCUUAAAGAUAUUUUUAAUACAAGUCUCUCAUGGAUUUUGUUGAAAAGAAAUAAAAAUAUUAAACUGCUC